GGGGUGAAUGGCUUCUCCGACCUGAAGUUCCAGCACACCCCCAUGGAGGAUAUACCCAAGAUUCAUGCUGGCCUUGUCGACUCCUUCGACUCCGGCAUCAUGUACCCAAUCGCUAAGCGCAAGCGUGAACUCGCCGCUCUUGCGCGUAUGCUGAGCGAAAACGAGGACCGAUGGGCUGCAGCAAUCACGGCUGAUGUGCAUAAGCCACACUACCAGUCCCUCCUCUACGAGGUCGUCAUUGUGAAUUCCGCCCUUGCCGUGAUCGACCAGCUCGAUGAGUGGACGCAACCAGUGGUACCGAAAGUCAGUGAUCACUUCCGCAGCUAUAACCCAGUACUGUAUCCGACGCCGAAGGGAGUUAUCCUGCUCAUUGCACCCUGGAACUAUCCAGUCACUCUUACGCUCUACAACGUGAUCUCGGUUCUUGCAGCGGGCAACUGCGUGAUCAUCAAGCCAUCUGAACUGGCACCCACCGUCGCUGCCUUGAUGGCGGAGCUCGUGCCGAAGUAUCUUGAUCCAGCGGUUGCCAGGGUCGUUAACGGAGGUGUCAAAGAGACGACCCGACUGCUCGAGCUGAGGUUCGAUCAUAUCUUCUAUACCGGGAACGGGACGGUUGGCAGGAUCGUAGCUGCCGCCGCAGCCAGACAUUUAACACCCUUAACACUGGAGCUCGGCGGGAAGUCUCCCGUUGUUAUCGACACGAAUGACUUCGAUCCUCUUCUCGUCGCCCGGCGGAUUUUGUGGGGGAAACUCAUGAACGCGGGCCAGACCUGCGUUGCACCAGAUUACAUCCUUUGCCCGGAAUCGGCCCAACCGGCGCUGCUUGAAGCGAUGGGCUUGGUACUCAAGGAGUUCUUCCCGGAUACGAAUGGUCAGCCGUUCCACCAUAAAGACUUCGGACGGCUCGUCAACGAAAGACAUUUCAAUCGGGUUCAAAAGCUUAUUGAGCGCAGCCAUGGAGAAGCAGUGUUCGGAAAGAAGCAGAGCGAUCCGACGACCUAUGCUGUGCAUCCACUUGUGAUCAAAACUGAUGGAGAGGAUAGUCUAAUGAGCGAGGAGCUCUUUGCCCCUGUGCUGCCGUUGAUUUCGAUCAAAGAUACGGACGAUGCCAUCAAGUUUAUCAAUGCGCGUGAUCAUCCACUUGCACUAUAUGUCUUCACCCAGUCACAGGAAGUUAA
This is a messenger RNA of Dacryopinax primogenitus, 1178 nucleotides long. Its product is annotated as ALDH-like protein. The transcript has 6 exons. Lineage: Eukaryota; Fungi; Basidiomycota; Dacrymycetes; Dacrymycetales; Dacrymycetaceae. Gene Ontology annotation, molecular function: aldehyde dehydrogenase (NAD+) activity. Gene Ontology annotation, cellular component: cytoplasm. Gene Ontology annotation, biological process: aldehyde metabolic process. The annotation marks the transcript as partial. The record is from RefSeq and is a predicted model, not a curated record.